AUAUUAGAUACUGUUCUUGUGAAUUGUGUAAUUAUUUAUUGUAAAGCAGCUAAUUCAAAUAUUUCAAGUAAAGAUUUUAGAAUCAAUUUAGCUUGGGAUUUGAUCAGAGAUACUUUAGAUGAUGGAAAAAAAAAAGAACUGCAAGAUCUUCAAGCUCUAUCAAAGGGAAAACGAAUCAUCGUAAAUAAAAAUUUUGAACUACUCUUAACACACUUAUAG
Dentiscutata heterogama is the source of this 219-nucleotide messenger RNA. NCBI's taxonomy places the organism in Eukaryota, Fungi, Glomeromycota, Glomeromycetes, Diversisporales, Gigasporaceae. The record is from the annotation of a GenBank genome assembly.